Messenger RNA from Pyrenophora tritici-repentis Pt-1C-BFP, 891 nucleotides. RefSeq lists its product as uncharacterized. NCBI's taxonomy places the organism in Eukaryota, Fungi, Ascomycota, Dothideomycetes, Pleosporales, Pleosporaceae. The record is from RefSeq and is a predicted model, not a curated record. Gene Ontology annotation, cellular component: nucleus.
AUGUUUGAAAUCCCCGUCCAGGCUGCACCCCUAUCACAACCCAGGGCGGACUCUGCCGUGCAGAUCAUACCUCUACCACCUCUACCCACCGAGUUGAAACACACUCUCGAUACCGAACUCGCUCGCGGCCUCACACAAACCACAAUUCUACAGCACUGGCUCGGAUUUCCCGACUGUGCCGUCUCUCUCCCCACUACGGCCUUAGCCGCCUCCCUUCGCGACGCAGUUAUCAUAGGUUUAGACGCAGAAUGGUACGAACACGACUCAUCCUACAUCACCGAGCUAGGAAUAUCCAUCCCAGACCCGCGCGACAUGGCCCCUCCCUCAUCAUCAUCAUCAUCCUCAUCUCCCUGGCCAAUCCUCUCCGCCCUACAAAACUACCACAUCUGCCUAAAACCCCAUGCCCACCUCACAAACACCGAACUCUGCCCCUCCCACCCUUCCGCCUACCAUUUCGGCACCACUACCUUUUCCUCCAUUCCCGUCGCCCAAGCCAUGCUUUACGACAUCUUCCUCCAGCAAGACGACUCCCAAUCCAGCCCCCCGCCGCGGCCCAUCAUCCUGCUCGGCCACGCCGUAGACAACGACACAGCGAUGUUGAAAGCAGCGUUUGGCGUCGAUAUCGAGGCGAUGGGUGUAGUGGUUGCGACGCUAGAUACACAGGUUUUGGCGACCGAGUGCGAGAUUGCUGAACCAGGGAGGAAAAUGGGUCUUGGACGGCUGUUGGGUAGUUUGGGUGUGGAAGAGGCGUUUUUGCAUAAUGCGGGGAAUGAUAUUGUGGGGACUUUUGUCGGGGCGUUGGUGUUGGGGUGUACUGGUGCUCCUACUACUAUGACUAGGGGGGAUCAGGGUAAGUACGAAGAGUUGAACAAACAAGCGCAAAAUAAAUAG